AUGUCCCGCAGCUCAGUGUCUGCAGUGGACACAGUCACUGUCAGUGUGGCGCGGGGGCAGCCAGUGCCGCCCACGACACCCAGGUGUGUCCCGAACAGUAGUCGGUGCACAGAGAAGACGGCAUUGAGGGCCCUGGGAGAGAGCGGGAAAGGGAUGGCCAAGCAGGAGGAAGUCCCCACAGUCACCGGGAGGAAUGACGACCGGAGAAGCGGCCCCGAUGGCACCGGGGGCACACGAUCUGCAUUUAGGCCCCUGGGGGUCUCUUUCUUCGUGCCCAGGCCUGGACCUCUGCAGAUACACCUCGACGCCAAGAGCGCAGAAGACAGCUACAAGAGGAAACUCCAGACCUCUUUUAUGAGCUCCUGCCGCCAAAGAAACGCCAUCACGAGCUCAUAUAGCUCCACCCGAGGUUUCCCGCCAGUGCAGAGAAGGAGGGGUCCCGCCAUACCGCAAGGGCUGCCCCAGAAGUCCUCAAAGAAAGGGAGCGAGGAGGGCCGUCCAUCGCCCUCUGCAGCUCCGGUGGUUUCCCAGAGCAAAAGCCAGCCUGACAAGGGUGCAGAGGCAACAAGAGGGCAGAAACGGACCCGGAGGAACUGCUCACCCACAUCUGACAGUCCCAGGCCCCGAAAACGCAGGAUUCCUCUGCUGCCGCACAGGCGAGGGGAGCCUCUGAGGCUGCCCUCACCCCCUGAGCUGGGUUUCCGGGUCACCGCUGAACACCUAGACGCGGAGAAGGAAGCAGCGCUCCGGCGCAUCAACAGGGCUGCUUCUCCGCCAGCCGUCCCUCCAGACCCCAGCAGGGAUCCACCGCUGGAGAGAUGCGGUAGGAAGCAGGACUCCCCAGCCCCAGUGGACAUCCCGGCAUCCGCCGGAGGGGCCUCCUCUGUGCAUCCCUUGUCUGGGAGGCAGCACAACUCACCCGGCCGCCUCUUCUACCUGCCACAGCCUCUUCCAGGCACCUCUUCACACUCAUGGCCCUCAGCCCCUCUCACCUUGCUGACCCCCGCUUCCCCCCCAGUAUCAGGCAGGGCUGGCCUGUGUGCUAGGCCCCCAGACCCCUCCGCCCCUACUCCCUCCCCCGUGCCAAGCAUGGCCGGUGUGAUCAGAAGCCUGGCUCCUGACUGGCCCGCUCCUGCCGCUGCUGCGGCUUCCCUUCCCUGCUUCAAGUUGAAGCUCAUCUCGGGGCCUCCUACAAAUGGGGCAGGAGGAGGCCCUUUACAGCCCAAGGCAUCCGUCACAGCUGCCGUGGAUGCUAGACCUGCCUUCUGUGCAGCUCCCAGCACCUCCCGAAUGGAGUCCCGCACACCCGUGUGCGUGGGGUCUCCUGUCUUCACCCCACAGAGCCUCCCUCCCGUCACCAACCCUACUGCCCCGCCCCCCCCAGCCUGCCCAUUACGUGCCGCUUCUGACCCUGAGGUCACCCCCAUGGACACCACUCCACCCUCCCAGCCUCUCCUCUUGGGGUCCGCCCCUGGCUCCAAUGGGAACCUCUUCUUGUCUACCCAGGCCCUGCAGACGCCCCCCAGUUACAGCACAUCCUCAGUCACAGUCACCACCGGCCUGCCUGCACUCAGGUUCUGCGGCCCCGCCCAGACUCUGAGAUUUCCUCUUCAGCCUGGAGCCACUACCCAGCCCAUCUCUGGGGCCCCUGAUGGGCAGCAGCGAGGAACCACCGCCUGUGGCAGCUCUCCCCAGCAUAGAAAACGGACAGCUCCAGCCUUAGCCUCUGCUCCGGGCCCCCCAGCUUCGGGAAGCCCCACACAAGCAUCUUCUGGGAGCUCAUCAUCCACAAAUUCCACCGUGGGCACCCAUGCCAGCACCCAGCUGGGUUUUGGGAGCGGAGCGGCUGCCCUAGAUCUGAGCUGCAUCUUUGCAGCUCUCAGCAUCACAGCAGGAACCAGGGGGCCCCCGAGCACCACACACAGCAAUGGGGAAAGCGUGGGCCUGAACUCCUGGGGCCCUCCUCACCAGAGCACCCCCAUGGUGACCACGGGACCCAGCACUAAGAAUAAGCCUGGGUUUGGAGGCACUACUGCCCCCAGCUUAAGUCACAUCUCUGGGGGCGCGCCCAGGCAGGACUCCCCUACUUCCAGCGGAGGGCCCAGCCCAUGCCAGCCAAGGCUGCCUUUAGGGGCAUGUCGGUUCCGGCCUCUACUCCUAGUAGCCCCGCCUCCACGAUGGGCACAGCAAGGUGCAGCCUUCCUGUUAGGGCCCCCUCAUCACCUGCCCAGGGGACAUAAAACCAUUGGGCCAUCGACCAAUUCAUUUUCCUCCAGGUCGGGAUUCAUUACCCUGGGGUGUAAGAGGAGAAAGUUGGCCUGA
Messenger RNA from Eubalaena glacialis (North Atlantic right whale), 2322 nucleotides. RefSeq names its product putative POM121-like protein 1-like. NCBI's taxonomy places the organism in Eukaryota, Metazoa, Chordata, Mammalia, Artiodactyla, Balaenidae. The record is from RefSeq and is a predicted model, not a curated record. The transcript has 3 exons. Bases 1 to 2322 code for a protein of 773 amino acids.